Messenger RNA from Moneuplotes crassus, 2030 nucleotides. NCBI's taxonomy places the organism in Eukaryota, Ciliophora, Spirotrichea, Euplotida, Euplotidae. The record is from the annotation of a GenBank genome assembly.
CGCAAAUAUGUGUGCUUAUGUACAGGAAGAUGAAAUUUUUGAAGGUGUUGAAGACAGUGAUGGAGUAAAAACACCUGAAUUCUCAUCCUGAGAAAAGCAGAAAGAAGAUUUCGAACAAAGAGGAAACCUAAAAAGCAGCACAGUCGAAAGUAAGGACAAGGAAGAAGAAAAAUAUCCUGAGAUAUCAGAAGAUAGCGCGAAUGUUUGAGACUCUUCUAUAGAUGAAAGAGAGGAUAUAAAAUAACUUCCAUGAGACAGUAACUCAACUAAAUAUGUCAAACAGCCCAAGCAACCAGCCUGCAGAUUUUGCUGAUAUUAUCAAAGCUGAAAACUAUUUCAAAGAUUACUCAAAUCCAACUCCGAUUACUCAAUAUCAGAUGGACACUGAUAUGACCUUUAUAAACAAUAAAGAAGCUUCAAGUCCAUCUUCAUCAACAGGAUCAAUAGUCAGGUUCAAUGUCCGCUCUACCUUCAAAAGAACCUUAUCCAAGGAUUCUGAUAAGUUUCAGAGCGAUGCUCCAGAAACACCUCAGAGCUCUUCAAAGCAAAGUCUCAAGCUGGAUAAUCCUAAGUUUAGGCAGCCGGUAAAUUCGGUGAUUUCCUUGCCUUCGCUUUCUAAAGAAAUUCUCCUUGUCACCAAAGCUAAAGAAAUCAAGCUUGAACAUGACUCUGAAAUCACCAAAGAGAGGGUCAACUUGAAUAUCUCCGAUAUCCAGCCUAAUCCUUUAGACUUCAGGAAGAAACCUGAGGGGACCUUGCCUGCCAAGAAGACUUUCAAGAAGAAGAGAAAGGGUAGAAAUACCAAGAAGAAGGCCGAAUCCAAACACAGGCAGAGAUUACUGAUGACUAUUAAGAAGUCAGCCCAGGCUAGGUUCUAUAAGCCCAAGCAGCUUUCUACUAACUAUUCUGGUAUGGACAAGGUCAAUGGGAAGAAUGCAGGCAAGAGUAGGAAUAACCUUUACUAUAACCCGCCAAGAACUCUGAACCAAUCGGUAGCAACCUUUAAGACACAUAAUAAACUUUUGUUCAAGAAGAGCAAGAAAGGCAACCUGACCAAAAGACAGCCAUCACAGAGAUAUUAUAAGAGGCCCCUCAAUUUGUUACAAAUUUUACAAUCUCAAAAGGAACUUUCCACUAUUGAUAAUGACGACAUUGAAUGCAGCUUUAGACCUGUAACGAAUCAGAAGAGCUUAAGGUGUCUCUCUGCAAGAAACUUAGUUGCUAAUUCCUCGACUAGAGAUUAUAUUAAAAGAAACCUCAGCGUGCAGAAUUUCGGGAGUAUGCUACAUUGAAAACACACUGUUUCUUCGCUGAGAAGGUCAGCUUCGAACUCAAAGUCAAGAUCCAAGGGCGAAACUAGUCCUAUACAUGAAACAAGUUACUCUAGGAACUUGAUGUCUACUCCUAGUUCCUUUGUGCAUAGCCCUGAGACUUCUCAAAAUUCAUCAAGAUACUAUAGUUCUCUACAAAAGAAGAUUUUUAAGCAAAUUUUCGAUCAGAUAAAUUCUGAAAAAUUGAUUGUGAAUCAGAAGCAAUCAUCCAGAAUGAAGAAUAUAACAGAGAAAUGCUUGCAUGAUUAUACACAGAAAAACCAUCAGAUCUGUAAUCAAAACUUGACCCUGGACGAUCUAGACCUACAGACAGUGAAGAUCCUAACUCCUGUUAUUAAGAAGAUUCAGGCUUCAGAGACUGGCAUCUCGAGAUGAAAAUUUGUCAAAUCAUGUCUUGAAUUGUAUAAAACACUGACUCAGAAGGAGAAGACUCACUUGCUAAAACUUCAUAGUCACAGCUGCAGUGAAAGUGUCAAUGGUACUUUCAUGCCAACCUUGAGUAAAAAGUCGAGAGCAAUUGUGAAGAAGCUCCCUCAAGAAGAUAGUGUGCAAGAGAGAUUGUAUAAAUUGCACCAAGAAAGAAGGUCUAGGCUGUUUCAGGAGAAGAAGAAGAAGGAUUUGGAGGAAAUUGAGAAGUGCUCAUUUUAUCCAGCGACUAGUAGGAGUACAGGAAAGUUUAAGAGAAUUUUGGAAUCAUAA